Molecule: messenger RNA, 6586 nt
Organism: Chlorocebus sabaeus (green monkey)
Lineage: Eukaryota; Metazoa; Chordata; Mammalia; Primates; Cercopithecidae
Gene: ARHGAP20
Product: Rho GTPase activating protein 20
Biological process (GO): regulation of Rho protein signal transduction; signal transduction
Molecular function (GO): GTPase activator activity
Source: RefSeq, a predicted model, not a curated record
AGGCGGGGCGGGCCGCGGCGCUGACUGGCUGUCGAUGCUGCACUAGCCUCCAGCCCGCGGUGCCGAGCGCAGGCGGAGGUACAUGGCCCCGACGGGAGGCGCGCGGCCGGCACCCCGAGCUCCGCUCCCCGCCUGAGCUCGGCAGCCGCGCCUCGGCCCGCGCGUCCUCGCCCCUCCGGCCGGCCGCCCGCGGACAUGAUCGUGUAGCCUCCUCCUGGGCUGGGAUUUGUUUGAAGAUUUUCUUCAUGGAAGCGAUGUCCCCCCAGCAGGAGACUCUAGGGGGACAGCCGGGGCGCUCCUCUUCCCUGACAGGAGUGUCUCGGCUCGCGGGAGGCAGCGGCACCAAGAAGGUGAGGACGCUGAGCGGGGGCCCGUGCCCUCCGCCGCCGCAGCCCCCACUCCCGGCGCGCGCCCUCCGCGCGCGUCACAGUAGCGCGCUAGGCGGACGCCGCGAGGAUUCGACGUUCGAGGCUCGCGGCCCCUAACGGGAGUCCCAGGACACUUCCCGCCCUUGACGGCCGGCCGCGCCGCCACCUCCCGCGGAGCGCCCGCUUCUCCGUUUCUAGAGCCUUAAUCUUUCCCCGAGCGACCCCGCAGCCUCCCUCCCGUCUCCAUCCGCCGCCGGAUCGGCAGCCCGGCUCCUCCCUCAGUCGCGCGCGGGCUGGAGUGGGCGAUCGCCUCUCCCCGACCCCUCGCCGUGUCCCUGGGCCCCCCGAAGUGGCCUGGGCGAGCACUGCCCUUUGGCGGGGUCAGCCCCGAAGUCAGGCCCGGCGAUGUCUGCCCGGGAGCGGCAGCCGGCGCUGAAGAAGAAAAUGAAAACAGUAGCAGAAAGGAGGAGGAGCGCUCCAUCUCUUAUCCUGGAUAAAGCCCUACAAAAACGGCCUACUACCAGGGAAAGUCCUUCUGCUAGUGUUGACACGUGCACAUUUCUGUCGUCAUUUGUGUGCUCCAGUAGGACUCUGCUGAUUGAUGGCCGGGCAGAACUCAAAAGAGGCCUCCAGAGGCAGGAGCGGCAUCUUUUUCUAUUCAAUGAUCUGUUUGUUGUGGCCAAAAUCAAAUAUAACAAUAACUUUAAGAUAAAAAAUAAAAUUAAAUUAACUGAUAUGUGGACAGCAAGCUGUGUGGAUGAAGUGGGAGAAGGCAACACCAAUGCCAUGAAAUCCUUUGUUUUGGGCUGGCCCACAGUGAACUUUGUGGCCACUUUCAGUUCUCCAGAACAAAAGGACAAAUGGCUCUCUCUCCUUCAGAGAUACAUCAAUCUAGAGAAAGAAAAGGACUACCCGAAGAGCAUUCCCCUCAAAAUCUUCGCCAAGGACAUUGGGAAUUGUGCCUAUUCUAAAACUAUAACAGUAAUGAAUUCAGAUACAGCGAAUGAAGUUAUCAACAUGUCAUUACCAUUGCUAGGGAUAACUGGCUCUGAGAGAGAUUACCAAUUAUGGGUCAAUUCUGGAAAAGAAGAGGCUCCAUACCCACUCAUUGGGCAUGAAUAUCCAUAUGGAAUUAAAAUGAGCCAUCUUCGAGACACUGCACUCCUGACACCAGGAUCAAAGGACUCUACCACCCCUUUCAACCUCCAAGAGCCCUUCCUUAUGGAACAGCUCCCUCGAGAGAUGCAGUGCCAGUUCAUCCUGAAGCCCAGCCGCCUGGCUGCAGCCCAGCAACUGAGCGAUUCAGGUCAUAAGACAUUUAAAAGGAGAAGAUCUAUCAUAAACUGGGCCUUCUGGCGAGGUUCUAGCACUCACCUGGACAACUUGCCUACGUCGCCAACAUCACCUAUGCCAGGACAGCUCUUUGGAAUUUCUCUGCCAAAUAUUUGUGAGAACGACAAUCUGCCCAAACCUGUCUUGGAUAUGCUUUUCUUUCUUAAUCAAAAAGGACCCCUCACCAAAGGUAUCUUCAGGCAAUCGGCCAAUGUGAAAUCCUGCAGAGAACUAAAAGAGAAAUUGAAUUCUGGAGUUGAAGUACACCUAGACUGUGAAUCUAUUUUUGUGAUAGCAUCUGUCUUAAAGGAUUUUCUGCGAAAUAUUCCAGGAAGUAUUUUUUCAUCAGAUCUCUAUGAUCACUGGGUCUCUGUAAUGGAUCAAGGAAAUGAUGAAGAGAAAAUAAAUACUGUUCAAAGGCUAUUAGACCAGCUUCCGAGAGCCAAUGUUGUUCUCCUAAGGUAUCUUUUUGGGGUGUUACACAACAUUGAACAACAUUCCUCAUCCAAUCAGAUGACUGCAUUUAAUUUAGCUGUGUGUGUCGCUCCAAGUAUUCUUUGGCCUCCUACUUCCUCCCGCCCAGAACUAGAAAACGAAUUUACAAAAAAGGUUUCUCUGCUUAUACAAUUUCUGAUUGAGAAUUGCCUUAGGAUAUUUGGAGAAGAAAUCACUUCCCUCUUCAGAGAGGUUUCAGUGAGAUGUGACACUAGAGAGAAUGCCUCAGAUAUUUCUUGCUUUCAACUGAAUGACUCCUCCUAUGACAGCUUGGAAAAUGAGCUAAAUGAGGAUGUUGAUGCACCAUGCAGUGACUUGGUAAAGAAACUUGGCCAGGGGAGCAGAAGCAUGGACUCUGUCUUAACCCUCAGUGACUAUGAUCUUGACCAGCCCGAGGUGGAAGGCCUUUUAACCCUAAGUGACUUUGACUUGGCCCAUUCUAAAGAUGAAGAUGUUCAAAUGAAACGGCCUCUUGAAUCCAAGCCGGUGAACAUUUUAGCGUACACAAAGAUCCCACUGCGGGAUCAUGCCAGGGCCCCGUCUGCCAUGUGCACACCCAGCUACCUGUCCACAGCUGCAGCAAAUGCUGCAAAAAGCCUGAGGCGACACCGGCGUUGCUCAGAGCCCAGCAUCGACUAUCUGGAUUCAAAGCUUUCCUACCUCAGGGAGUUUUAUCAGAAAAAGCUACGCAAGUCCAGCUGUGAUACAAUUCUUUCUCAAAAAGAUGAAGACUAUCUGAAGCAGAAUCAACCCCUCCAGGAAGAGGGAAAGACAUGUUUUAAACAGAGUUUAGUCACAGGCACUGAUGUCAGCAAGAAAAAUCCCACUACUCAAAACACUAAGAAGAAAAGCUUGUCUGGUAGUGAAGGAAAUCAUAUGAAACUUUUCCCUAAGUCCAAGCCAGUGGCCAUUUCUGUGGCGUCUUAUAGUCCUGCGUCCUCACAGGAUCAUUCCAAGAACCAGCCCUUUGAUGUGGAUACAUCUGGAUACUCCCCACCACACACAGCAGAUGCCCUCAAGGGUCCAAGGACACACCGGCGCUGCUCAGAGCCCAACAUAGAAGACCAGAACCGCAAGCUGACCUAUCUCAGGGGAAUUUAUUCAAAGAAACAACAUAAAACCAGCUGUAAAGCUGGUCUCUUGCAUGGAGAGGAAGAUUAUCUCAAACGGCAUAAGUCUUUGCAAAUGGAGGGGCAGAAGCUUAUUAAUCAGAGUUUAGUCAUGGGGAUUGAGGUGGGCAAGAGUAGUGCCACAAACCAAAACACUGAGAAGGUUCUACCCCCAAAAUUAAACCUUUGCCCAAGGACCAGCUAUUCCAGCUUAUCCUCCCCAGGCACUUCCCCAUCCGGCUCAUCAGUAAGCUCCCAAGACAGUGCUUUUUCUCAGAUUUCUGAACACUCUGUGUUUACACCCACUGAGACUUCCUCUCCAAUAGAUUGUACUUUUCAGGCUCAGAGAAAACGGGAAGAGCUUUCUCCUGACUUUAGCAAUGCCAGCCAUGUUUCUGGAAUGCCUGGUCCCUCAUCAGGGCAGGCUUGCAGCCGCCCAGCCUAUACAAAGAAGGACACUAUGGAGUGGCAUUCACAAAUGCAUUCUGUAACUCUUCAUCCCAGCACAUGGUUGAGAAAUGGUGUGGCCAGUUUGAAAAACUGGUCCCUCAAAAAGAAAGCAAAGGCAGCCAGACCAGAGGAAAAGAAAAUAGAUUCUCCAAAAGGACCCUUAGAGCCACCCCUACAUGCUUCUGGUGUUCCAGAAGCCAGCUCACUGCAAGAGGAACAAAAAGACUUGCCCUUAAGGGCAGCUGAAGGACUGGCCCCCAUGCAGUCAGCCCAAAGUUGUAGUUCUUCUCCCUUCCAGGACUCAGAGAGACACUAUAGCUCUCCAUUCAGCCUGGUGGAGAGCAGACUCAAGCUGUGUAUGAAGUCACAUGAGGAAAUAGAGCCUGGUAGUCAGAGCUCUUCUGGUUCUCUCCCUUGGGAAAGAGCCUCAGCCAGCUCUUGGACUCUAGAGGAUGUGACCAGCCCAGACUCAGGGCCUACAGUGGUCUGCGACAUUGAGGACAGGUAUUUAACCAAAGACAUUUAACCAUAAUAAGAAUCUGAUGUCCACAAGAACAGGAACUGGGUUAAUAAUAAUAGACAAUAAUUAUUAUGACCCCUUUGUAUAAGAUACCUGGGAGAGGUAGCAUAAGGAUUAUCAUUGCUAAUACUUAGGACAAUGAAAUAAUUCUCUUUAUUGAGACUACUUGACAAAUAACUUUAUGCUAAAACUUUUGUCACCUAAGUGUUUAGGAGGCUUUUUCCUAUUAAAGGUUGGGAUUGGUCCUGUCAUGUGGUUUUAGAGAUACUAACAGAGGGCUAGCGAAAGCAUCUUCUGUAGAGGAACCACUUAUGGGAACAGUCUGUGAGAUUGGUGUCCUGAGAAGACCAAGAUAUCAUGAAUGAGGAAUAGGGGCCUGAGGAGAGAGGGGAAGGGUACAGAGAAACCAUCUACAUUCCAUGGAAUGUUUUUAAUAAGUAGGCAAGAAAAAUGCCACUAAUCAAAGCAUUAAGUGUGUCCAGUAAUGAAGAACAUCAUGUAAAACCUUUCCCUAAAUCCAAGCCAGUGGCCAUUUUUGUGGGAUCUUACUAAUCACGUGUCCUUACAGAAUCAUUCCAGGAACCAGCCCAUUGCUACAGCUGGAGUGGAGAAAAACAGUGACUCAAAAGCCAUGGGUACCAUGAUAAUCAGUUUUGUUGGUUGUAUUUGUCGGUUUGUUUUUUCAUUAGUGUUGAAGUGCUUUGCAAAGGCUUCAGGAAACAGAGUUGUGAGGAGAAAGAAGAAAAUGGCUGCUCAUUUCAGUACCCUUUUCAAAGGUGUCUCUGGCUAGAAACAUUCUUCAGAAAAGCAACUUUUUCUAUUUAGAAGGUGACCUCCUGACAGCAUUCACUCUCAGUGUGGGGGAAAAGACCACAACAACGGUCCUUUCUCAAUUACAUGAAUGCUGUUAACGUGAUCAAACCAUGGCAUCACUUUGCUGAAAGGUUUCUGCACAGUCCUGCCUCUUAGAUUAUAGUCAGCCAGAAAAAACAUAAAUAAUCCCUUUUCUGAUUUUUAUAGUUUGGCAAUUGGGAGAGCAAUAUAGAGGUUGGCAGAUUAUAAGGAGUCCCACAAUAGAAUACCCAACAAAGUGGCUACCAGGCCUUCUCAGACAGCCAUUUGCUUUGGGUUUUACUUCCAGACGUUGUUUCGUAUUUUUGCUCCAAAUGUUUCAUGGCUUAUACUCCAUUGGUUUAUUUUAUAUCCAUGGACCUUUCUCCACUUUCUUGACUUAAAGUUUACAGCAGUACAUCUCAUCACCUAGGAAUAGAUUAUCAGGCCUUGCCAACUAGUAUGCAGGGACGGCACUGAAAAUGGAUGUGCAUCUUCUUUCACAUUAACUACUUACCUAUAAGAAGUUGCUCUGAGCCCAUUCUCUUUAGUUCACCACCAGAUGGAUCUUUCUCUCACAAGCUAGCUUAUUCCAAACUAUUUGUCUUAUCAAUCAGCCAGAAAAUGGUCAUAUCAAAUGUUCUUUCUUUUUUGUUCUAAAGGUUUCAUUUCCAGUUAUAGGGAAAAAAUGUUUUCUCUGAGAUAGAAGAAGUUAUUUCAGUAUUAGCUAUAGGUGCUACCUACCUCGUGGGGACAUGGCCCUGUUUGUGCUAACCAUUACAAUGAUCUUUAAGAACUCUGCAUCCAAAGAGCUACUUCAUGACACUGGCCAUCUCAGUCACAGAUGUGAAGUCGAUUUCACUUUAUAACUAACCAGUCCCACAUAUUAAGACUCCUAAGUGGCCAUAUGCAUCUUUUUUGGUAUAAUAUAUAAAGUCAGCAGGGACUCCCCUUUCCCUUGGGGCAUACUACUGUCAGAACUGCAAGAUGUGAAUGAAGCUCUUAUGGCUUGGAGUGUCUUUCUGGAAGAAAUUGCCUUUUUCUUUUUCAUAUUAGCAGGUAAAAAAAAAUCAUUCACCCAAUUUGAAGCAUCGAAGAAAAUAGUUGCUGAGGUUUUUUAAUAACCAUUCCUACUAUCUGUGUUCCCUUAGAUACUCCUGUAAUUCUUAAUGUGAAUAGUUUGUUAAUAUUGCUGUAAAGUAUUAUAUUGUAUGAUUUGAAGACAGACUAUAUGUCAUUUUAUUAUACUCCAUCAAUCUAUAAUAUAUUAGACUGAUGCUUUAUCUAAAAUGCUUUGAGUUUGUAUAAUAUAUCUUGACAAAUUUUACUACCAUAUGUUAUGUAAUAAAUGUGUAUUUUUGUACUUGCAGAAACUGCUGCUAACUUUUAAAGUUGUUUGGUUUUGAAGGCACUGAUAAUGGAUAUGUAUGAAGUCCAUGCUGUCUGUUAAAUAAAAUGCCAUUCUGCAGAAUUAACCAUCC